Molecule: messenger RNA, 990 nt
Organism: Galendromus occidentalis (western predatory mite)
Lineage: Eukaryota; Metazoa; Arthropoda; Arachnida; Mesostigmata; Phytoseiidae
Exons: 5
Coding region: 1-990 (329 amino acids)
Cellular component (GO): extracellular region
Molecular function (GO): chitin binding
Source: RefSeq, a predicted model, not a curated record
AUGCUGAGAGAUCAGCUGCAGAAAAGUUUAGACAAACAUCCUUUGAUAAAGAAUGACACCGCCACCGUGUUCCCAGAAACUGGACUCCCACGAUUUCAGCUCGACGUUCUAUUUGAACCGCUCAGCGAUGCACGAUGCUACGUUCUUGAGGAUUUCUCCAAACGUCAAGGCUACGCUCGUCCCGAGCUUCCGGAUGAAGAGGAUACCGUUUCCUGGGACGACCAGCCCGCGUACCGUCCCACGAAUCCGCCUCAACGGAACACGAAUCUGCUCCCUCAGGCAAGGCAGCCUCGUCCUCAACCCACACCGGCGCCUGUGCUCCGACCGACGCAGCGACCAGCUCCGGCUCCGGCCCCGGCUCCGCAACCUGGUCAUGGAGGAGAUGACUACGACGAUCCUGCCAACUGGCGUCUAGAGGACUCCAUUCCUGGAAAACCCGAAUCCGAUUACCCCACAUACUCGACCAUUCCCCAGACGUCUUUCGACUGCAAAGGACAAGCACCCGGAUACUACGCCGACACCGAAGCUCGCUGUCAGGUGUUCCACGUUUGCGAGGCCGACGGCAAAAAGAACUCAUUCCUUUGCCCCGUGGGAACAAUCUUCAAUCAGCGUUACUUCGUCUGCGACUGGUGGGCCAAUGUUGACUGUCAGUCUUCUUCAUCGUAUUUCGGACUUAACAAUGACCUCUACAAGGAAGAGCCACGACAAACGCCCCGGCCCGCUCCGGUUCCCGCGCCUCUUCCCGCUCCAGCUCCAGCCCCGCUUCCCGCACCGGCUCCGACUCGGGCACCCAUUUCCAACACUCGCGUCAUCUCUCAGGGUCGCGUGACUCAGCGUCCCUUCGUUCCUGGACCAGUCGUCAGACCGCCUCCUCCUCCUGCUCCCAUCCAAACCCCCCCUCCUCGUCGGGGAGGAGGCGCCUACUCGAACGAUUUCGAUGAUGCCGAGAGCAACGUUUCUCCACACCGUGUCUGGUACUACCGGGAGUAA